Messenger RNA from Podospora anserina S mat+, 3537 nucleotides. RefSeq lists its product as uncharacterized. NCBI's taxonomy places the organism in Eukaryota, Fungi, Ascomycota, Sordariomycetes, Sordariales, Podosporaceae. Bases 1 to 3537 code for a protein of 1178 amino acids. The transcript has 3 exons. The record is from RefSeq and is a predicted model, not a curated record. Gene Ontology annotation, cellular component: cell septum; cell periphery. Gene Ontology annotation, molecular function: chitin synthase activity.
AUGGACAACAGGCUCGGCAGGCCCAACUCCCCGCCAGGCGGACGCGUACCAGUACCGCCCGAGUACAUGCUGCCAGCUUACGAUGAUGUCCACCACGAAUCGAGCACCACUGGCAUGGGCACCGCGCAUGGCCACGGUUCUAAUGUCAGGCUGUUGACGGAUAUGGAGGACCCUAGUGAUUAUCAGGAAUCUGAUAGGCAUGAGAGGCCGUAUGUGUUACCACCCGUUUCUAUUCCCCCCCCUCUUUCCUUGCCCCCCAGAUCCAACGGCGACUUUUGUGUGGACGUCGAUGCCCUCAAAGAACAAGACGGCGCUCUCAUCAUCGGGACUGCGCCCGAUGUCUUCAAACCGGCCACAAUGCAGACAGGUAGUCAGCAGCCCGCCACUCCAAAAUUCAGGCUUCAGAGAAGAAAAAAGUUCACCCCUUCGGUCCACCCUGUCGUCGUUCCCGAGGACCUUCCUGUCCUGCCUGAAGGGCCUUCUCCCCGCAGGAAGUCGUUACGCCAGUUUCAGGCGAGAUGUGAAACAGCCGCAACAUCACCAGGCAGCUCUCCACCGGAUUCACAAUUUCUUAGACAACUACCCAGCCCACAAGUGCCGUCAAGAGUAUGGAUGAGAGGCUCACAAGAAAAUGAAAACAGAGGCAGAAGACGACAGCCAUACGAACCAUCGAUUGAUUCACGGUCCUCUAUUCUCGACCCGCCCCUCCGAAUGCACCCACCGACCGAGUCGUAUGUUUCGUAUGAUCAGAGUAGCAUGAACGAGAGCAGUUGGGGCCCUUCACGAGCAUCAUCCCCCGAGUAUUCCCCUCCACGCGGCCACCCACCACCACACAGCCACAGGUUCGAGCCCGCCGAUAUCAAUGGAGCCCCCCGCCCAGGAACCCCUUCCACCGUCUACGGAGGCUCUCCGCGCCGACCCCUUCCCCGUGCCCCAAUGUACAACAGUCCAACGAGGGGCAUGCAGUCGACGACCAGCUUUCACGAUGAUGCAACAGUCAACAUCCCACUUGCCAGCCAUCACGACGAUCCCUUUGGCCCCGAGUCAGACGUCACUGACAACAGACGGCACCAUCAUACCCACUCAUCCUACUCGGCAGAUCAAAUGACCCUGAACGAGAAUGAAUAUUACGAUGAAGAUGGUGAUGUUCGUGAGAAGGCUGACCGCUACGUUCCAGCACCGGCAGAGGGGCGACAGGAGCGCCGUGGUGUCCGCGCCCCCCAAAUGAGCAAGAGAGAGGUGCAGCUUAUCAAUGGUGAACUCGUGUUGGAGUGCAAGAUCCCCACCAUCUUGUACUCAUUCCUCCCGCGCCGCGACGAAAUCGAGUUUACUCAUAUGCGCUACACGGCCGUGACCUGCGACCCAGACGACUUUGUUGAAAGGGGCUACAAGCUGCGUCAGAACAUUGGCCGGACCGCCCGCGAGACGGAAUUGUUUAUUUGCAUCACCAUGUACAACGAAGACGAGUAUGGCUUCACGCGCACGAUGCACGCUGUCAUGAAGAACAUCUCCCACUUUUGCAGCCGUAACAAGUCACGAACGUGGGGAGAGAACGGAUGGCAGAAAAUCGUUGUGUGUGUGGUGUCUGAUGGACGAGAAAAGAUUCACCCUCGCACACUCGACGCCUUGGCAGCCAUGGGCGUCUACCAGCACGGCAUCGCAAAGAAUUACGUCAACCAGAAGGCCCACGUGUACGAGUACACCACGCAGGUUUCUCUGGAUUCGGAUCUCAAGUUCAAGGGCGCCGAGAAGGGGAUAGUGCCCUGCCAAAUGAUCUUUUGCUUGAAGGAAAAGAACGCCAAGAAGUUAAACUCGCAUAGAUGGUUCUUCAACGCAUUUGGCAAGGCGCUAAACCCAAACGUGUGUAUCUUGCUGGAUGUCGGAACCAAGCCUGGGAGCAACUCGCUAUAUCACCUGUGGAAGGCAUUCGAUACCGACUCGAACGUUGCCGGCGCUUGCGGAGAGAUUAAAGCAAUGAAAGGUAAAUACGGAGUCAAUCUGUUGAAUCCGCUGGUUGCGUCACAGAAUUUCGAAUACAAAAUGUCCAAUAUUCUGGACAAACCGUUGGAGUCGGUGUUUGGCUACAUCACCGUGUUGCCUGGCGCCCUGAGUGCGUACCGAUACCAUGCGCUCCAGAAUGACGAAACGGGGCACGGGCCACUGAGCCAGUACUUCAAGGGAGAGACGCUCCAUGGACAGCACGCCGACGUGUUUACCGCCAACAUGUACUUGGCCGAGGACAGAAUCUUGUGCUGGGAGCUGGUUGCCAAACGCGGCGAGAGAUGGGUGUUGAAGUACGUCAAAGGUUGCACGGGUGAGACAGAUGUGCCUGACACCGUCCCCGAGUUCGUCUCCCAGCGUCGUCGCUGGCUGAACGGAGCGUUCUUCGCCGCUGUGUAUUCCCUGGUGCAUUUCAAGCAGAUCUGGCUCACCGACCACACCAUUGCCCGCAAGGUGCUGCUGCACAUUGAGUUCUUGUAUCAGCUCCUGCAACUCCUCUUCACCUACUUCUCCCUCGCCAAUUUCUACCUCACCUUCUACUUCAUCGCCGGUGGUCUUGCCGAUCCCCACGUCACACCUUUCGACGCCGACGGCAAAGCUGCCCUCUACAUCUUCACCAUCCUCCGGUAUAUCUGUGUUCUAUUGAUCUCGACCCAGUUCAUCCUGUCUCUCGGCAACCGUCCCCAGGGUUCCCGCAAGAUGUACCUCGCGUCCAUGAUCAUCUACGCUGUCAUCAUGAUCUACACGCUGUUCGCCUCGAUUUGGAUUGUCGUCCACCAGCUCUCCCCUAAGAAGGAGGACAAGGACAAGUCCGAGCUCGAGAUGGGCAACAACGUCUUCACCAACAUGAUCGUCUCGACAGCCUCGACUAUUGGUCUCUACUUUGUCAUGUCCUUCAUGUACCUCGACCCCUGGCACAUGUUCACCUCCUUCGUCCCGUACCUGAUUCUCCUGCCCUCGUACAUUUGCACUUUGCAAAUCUACGCCUUUUGCAACACCCACGACGUCACCUGGGGAACAAAGGGCGACAACGUCAUGAAGACGGAUCUCGGUGGUGCCGUCGGCAAGGGGUCCGGUUCGACUGUCGAGUUGGAAAUGCCCUCUGAGCAGUUGGACAUCGACUCUGGAUACGACGAGGCCCUCCGCAACCUCAGAGAUAGAAUUGAAGUGCCCGAGAAGCCACCCUCGGACGCGCAGCUGCAGGAGGAUUACUACAAGUCGGUCCGUACCUACAUGGUUGUUUCCUGGUUGGUGGCCAACGCCACGCUCGCCAUGGCAGUCAGUGAAAUCUAUGGCAGCAGUGGCAUUGGCGACAACUUUUACCUGCGCUUCAUUCUCUGGUCUGUCGCCGCGUUGGCGGCCUUCAGAGCCCUGGGGAGCACGACUUUUGCCAUCAUCAACUUGAUCAACAUGGUGGUGGAGGGCAGGGUCAAAGCAAAGUUCGCAGUGCCCAACUGGGCUAGGGGUUUGAUUGAGAAGAUGAGGGACGGAGCGAGAGAUAUCGGAGAGGGGGUUGCUAAUAGUGUUAGGAGGUGA